Molecule: messenger RNA, 2487 nt
Organism: Bradysia coprophila
Lineage: Eukaryota; Metazoa; Arthropoda; Insecta; Diptera; Sciaridae
Product: 3-oxoacyl-[acyl-carrier-protein] synthase, mitochondrial
Biological process (GO): fatty acid biosynthetic process
Cellular component (GO): mitochondrion
Molecular function (GO): 3-oxoacyl-[acyl-carrier-protein] synthase activity
Source: RefSeq, a predicted model, not a curated record
GACAUUUUAUCGAAACAGAAACUCAGAUUACGGUGAGAAACAAUCAAAUUUGAGAUUUUUUUGAAAUUGUCCCGCGUGUUACGUUAUCAUUAUACAAACAUUUGUAAACCCAUCCGACAUUUCAGGCGCAUUAUCUGAAUGACAGUUCCUCUGAAUUUAUGUCAAAACAAAAACACACGAGCCAAGAGCACACGUUUUGUCGAUUCUAUUCUGAAUUUCAUCGAAUUACCUAAAUCGACAUCGACAGUGUAUGUACUCUAAAUUUGAAAUCGCCUCAAAUUCUUCACCGAUUUUUCCGCGAUGUAUUCGACAGUGGUUAGAUCGAGUGCCAGUAAAUUCCACUUCCUCCAAACGCUUCGCACAAUCCACACCAAGGAACCAAAUCGUCGAGUUGCGGUGACUGGACUGGGUGUUAUUUCACCGGUCGGAUGUCAAGCUGAAACAGCAUGGACGAAUAUUGUGAAUGGCAAAUGUGGAAUUGGUCGUUUGGACGACAGUAGCUACGCAAAACUUCCAUGUCGCAUUGCUGGUCAAAUCCAAAGAUCCGAACUCCGAAUCGACGGUGCAUUCACCAAAAGCGAAUUGAAAACCAUGGCACCGGCAACGACAUUAGCUCUGCUAGCGGCCGACGAGGCUAUCAAAUCAUCUAAAAUCGACACAACCGAUCGGGAAUUGCAACUACGAACUGGUGUGGCCAUUGGCAUGGGUAUGAUAGAUCUGGUCGAUGUGUGCGAAACGAAUCGUGCGUUGGAGACUGGCUACAAUCGUGUCAGUCCGUUCUUUGUACCGAGAAUUCUACCAAACAUGGCAGCUGGUCAAGUUAGCAUCAAGUAUGGUCUACAAGGUCCAAAUCAUGCCGUUUCGACAGCUUGUGCGACUGGUGUCCACGCUAUCGGCGAUUCGUUCCGAUUUAUUAAGUACGGUGAUGCGGACGUAAUGGUUUGCGGUGCAGCAGAGUCAUGUAUAAGUCCAUUGGCCAUUGCAGGAUUUUGUAGACUGAGAGCACUAAGUACAUCGUCGAAUGAUAAGCCGGACAAAGCGUCGAGACCUUUCGAUCGAAAUCGCGAUGGAUUUGUUAUGGGCGAGGGAGCUGCAAUUCUGAUUCUGGAAGAACUGGAACAUGCUAAGCGAAGAAACGCUCCAAUUUAUGCCGAAAUACUCGGCUAUGGAUUGUCAGGUGAUGCGUCUCAUUUAACGGCUCCCCAAGAAGAUGGAGCUGGUGCAUUUUUGGCGAUGCAAAGAGCCGUUACGGAUGCAGGAAUAAACUCCACAGAUGUGCAAUACAUAAAUGCUCAUGCAACAUCAACGCCAAUUGGUGAUGCCAUAGAAACGAGAGCCAUUAAAAGACUGUUCGGAGAACAUGCUAAGCGUUUGGCGGUGAGCAGUACGAAAGGAGCCCAUGGACAUUUGCUCGGCUCGGCUGGUAAUUUAGAAGCAGCGUUCACUGUGCUUGCCUGCAGAGACGGUACCAUUCCGCCGACAAUCAAUUUGGAGAAUGUCACAGACGAUAUGGACUUGAAUUUUGUGCCGAACGAGAGUCAAUUGUGGACGCGGAACGGUCGUCGCAUUUCUCUGAAAAAUUCAUUCGGUUUUGGUGGCACGAACGCUUCCAUUUGCAUAGCUGAAUUUAUUGAUUCUUAGGAUUAGAACACGUUGUCCCAACUGUCAUAGCUUAGCGAAAUACAUUUUGUUAUAUUUUAGAAUGCGACUGAUGUUGUUGCCUCGGUUGUUGCUGCUUCCACUUCAAUUUUCUUAUUCUUCUGUCUAAGUCCACGUUUCCAUUUUCUUUUUGUUUUCAGUUUUCCAAUCCUCAUGGGUAAGGUCAAGAACGAGGGGCGACUGUUCUACAAGAAAACGCCAAAGUCGAACGAUGCGGUUGCAUUUCCCUCCACUGAAGCUGUUAAAGCAUUCAAAUUCAAACCGGUCGAAAAUGUGCCAUCAACUCCAUCAGCCAGUUUACCGUCACAUCAACCACCGCAACAGUCCAACACUAAGAAAUUGAAAUUACAGCAGCGCAAGGAAGAUUUUAUCAAGAAAAUUACGGUCAAGCAAACGAUAGCAAAAAAGCGAAAGCAACAGAAAAGCAAAAUCAAGAAGCAGAAGCAACAGGUGGCUAGAGUGGCUGCAACAGCAAUGCCCAAUUUAACAUCGCUGAAGAACGCUCUACCGACGUUGAACGACAAUCUGCCGUCGUUGAAUUCAUUGUUUAUGUUGAAAACUUGUGCCGAACUGAAAACCGGUGUGCCGAAAUUUGAUAAGAAGCUGGUCGUUGCAGAGGAAGACGCCACGCCGAAAAAACUGACGAAGGCAAUGAAAACGAGACAUAAGAAAAAGGUGUUUAUGAAGCGGUACGACUACUUGCAGAAGCUGAUGCAAGAUGCGGCAUUUAAAAAGAAUCCACGGAAGGUGAUUGCAGAGCAUGUACGGAACCGGCGAGUCAUUGAAGAGAAAUUUGAGAAUAAAAAACCGAAGAAAACUUAAAAGAAA